AUGUUUACUUCUGCUAUCAUAAACAGCUUCAUCAGCGUCGACCGCUUCCCUUGGGCAGCCCUCAUUCAUCCCUCGGAUGUCAGCUUGACAAUCGACAAGUCCACCAUUGGCCACUUUCCGUGUAUCGACGUUAGUGUUGACCACCAGCCACCAUCCGACCUACACCCCAAGCUGUUUCGUCUGGAUCCGGCAACCGCACCAGCCAGCGGCAUCUCUCUCCGCCCGCUUUGCUAA
Sporothrix schenckii 1099-18 is the source of this 234-nucleotide messenger RNA. RefSeq lists its product as uncharacterized. The transcript has a single exon. The coding region runs from base 1 to 234 and encodes 77 amino acids. The record is from RefSeq and is a predicted model, not a curated record. Lineage: Eukaryota; Fungi; Ascomycota; Sordariomycetes; Ophiostomatales; Ophiostomataceae.